Messenger RNA from Diabrotica virgifera virgifera (western corn rootworm), 1031 nucleotides. RefSeq names its product trypsin 5G1. The transcript has 7 exons. Gene Ontology annotation, molecular function: serine-type endopeptidase activity. The coding region runs from base 104 to 889 and encodes 261 amino acids. The record is from RefSeq and is a predicted model, not a curated record. NCBI's taxonomy places the organism in Eukaryota, Metazoa, Arthropoda, Insecta, Coleoptera, Chrysomelidae. Gene Ontology annotation, biological process: proteolysis.
UCAUUGAAUUAACAAUAUUCUAUCAGUCUUAGCGAACACUUUACUUUUUUUCUAUUGAAAAUAUUAUAAGUUAAACUUUGGUAGAUUCUAAAGUUUUAUAAUAAUGAAUCUAAAAUGGAACACGGCAAUAUUGGUGUGUCUUUUGUUGUUCAAAAAGAACUUUAUUAAUGCAGGAAGCCAUUUACGGAUUUUUGGUGGGAAGGAGGCCUCCAUAGAGGAUCACCCAUGGAUAGUUUCACUUCAGAAUGAGAAUUUAGGUCACUUGUGCGGUGGGUCUCUGAUAAGUGAAGAAUGGGUACUAACAGCUGCAACUUGUUUCUUCAAUCUAAGAUAUCCAGACUCAAUCAUUGCUGGAUUAUCUAAUCUGACUAGUGCAAAUACUACCAUAAAAAUAGAAAGUGUACAAGUACAUGAGAAAUUCAGACCACGGAGGAUUUUCGAUUAUGAUAUAGCAUUAGUUAAAUUAGCAGAAAAAGUGACUUUCUCUGACAAGAUUCAGCCAAUCAGUUUACCAGAUCAAGAUGCUGAGAUACGAGUAGGUACACAACUUACAGUUGCAGGCUGGGGAUUCACAAAGAUGCCUCCACGACCGCAACCCUACAAUUUAGAAAAACGAAAACUGUUAUCUGGACCAGCAUCAAAUUCUGAUGUUCUAAUGGAAACAAAUGUUACUGUAGUAAGACACUGUCCUUGUAUGAAGACCAUAAUUGCUGCUAUUGAUAAGACAUCAGGAAUUUGUAAGGGAGAUGCAGGAGGUCCUUUACACCUAAAUGGUACAUUACUGGGAAUUGCGUCCGGCAUAUUUCACAUUUGUGAAAGUCAUUAUCCUGCAACAUACACCAACGUUGCCUUGUUUCGCACAUGGAUAAAAGAAAAUGCUGGUAUAUAAUUUAGAAUUCGUAAUGGUCACCACAAAUGGAAUGUUUAGUAAUUAUUGCUUUAUUGUGCACCGCAUUUAGAGUUUUAUUCUCUUCACUAAAGUCUUGUAAAUUAAAAAAUAUUGUAUAAAAAUAAAUCACCUGCACUCAAAA